Molecule: messenger RNA, 1626 nt
Organism: Anopheles funestus (African malaria mosquito)
Lineage: Eukaryota; Metazoa; Arthropoda; Insecta; Diptera; Culicidae
Exons: 2
Coding region: 1133-1507 (124 amino acids)
Source: RefSeq, a predicted model, not a curated record
AGCGGCGGCAGAACACGGAACUCGCCAAAAUUACUUUAUUUUUCAUGAACCAUAAUUUGCUACGCUUGCCGCCCAACAGACGGUUUCGCUUUCUCACCAAGGGAAGAUAUGCUUAACCCUUGAAAUGGGACAAAAAACUUUCAUCCCAUCACAAGCGACGAACGUGGCAAACUGUGGAACGCUUGAUAAUAAUUGUAUCAGCUAAUAAUUGCUCCCAUUUCACCGAGAUAUCACGAUCAUCAUUCAUGUAAUUUUACUGCCCAGCGGGAUGCUACACACAUCUUUGCAAUGGAAACGAAACAACCUCCCAAAAAAAACCGGUCAUUUCUUCAGUUGAAUACGUUCGACAACUUCAUUAUUCCGCUAGCUUCUGGAUGUAAUUUUUGAGGUCAAUGAAUUCGCACGGCAAACUCCUUAUAAAAUGCACCGGAAGAAUGCAGCAACGGUUUAGUGCCAUUCGACGACUACGAUUAGCUGCAACAUGCAACGUACCGUACGAACAUUGGCCACCGUUGUUGGCACACUUUGGAUCAUAUUGUUUCUGCUUCCUUUCGUGCGUACCCAAACGGGAACCAUUUUUAAGUCCACCGAAUUUACAUACGGUUCGUUCGCACCCGAUCAAGCAAUUUGUUACUCGAAUUCUAUCAAUUCGCAAGCCUUUCGUCUAACGCCCGUUACGCGUACCUUUACAUUCACACCAACGGUAAGCUGUUAAACAUCGGUUGACAUGGGAAUGGUAAUUUUUAAAAAUCAACUCCCCCGAAAAACAUUUUCUUCGCAGGCCGCACAAAAGAAUGUACGCUACAUCCGGAUAACGUCUCCCGAUCUGCGUAAGUUCUAUGCACAAAUCGUAAACGGUGGUGUCGGUACGGCCAAUCCUACACCAACAAACAUCGUCGUUUCUUCGGUUCAUGGUGGUUACCUUAAUGUGGCCGUUCGGAUCUACUGUGGUGCAUAGGUAAUUGAAAGACACACAAGCAGUAGCAAGAAGAGCAAUAAUUUGCAUAAUAAAUCAAUAACACAAUCAUCCGCGUGUUGCAUUAUUUCAUUAAAAAUAAACGGUUGAAAACAACGGUUGAUGAUAUAAAAACCCAAUCGGUGCAUUCAUUGCACAUUCACUUGCCCUGCAACCAUGCAGCGAUCGAGCAAAUUAGCUGUUGCAUUUCUGCUUUCCCUUGCAUCCUGCAAAGUUCUGUUGGUUUUCUGUGCUUCGGAUGAUUUCGAUUCUGCCGUAACGUUUGGUACGAAACGCUCCAACUACACGCAGUGCUAUUCUUCAACGGUUAAGGCGAAUAUUUUCAGUUUAGUACCGAUCACAAGGAUCGUUACUUUUACACCGAAGAUGCAAGUGAGAUUUAUAGCGGUUGCAUCCAAAACGCAUGGCAAGUUGUCGGCCCGUAUUGUGCAAGGCGGUGUUAACAUGGUUUCUUUGCGACCGAUCAGUCUUGCCCUUACAUCGGACUACGGUGGACGGCUUCAUGCGGAAGUAAACGCAUACUGUGGCUAGUAGACGCAUUUCGUGGACUUACUCGAAAGGAUAUUAUAUUCUAAAUUAACAGAUUUCACACAAUUCUCUAGCUGAAGCAUAAUUCUGUUUCAACAAAUAAACAAGACAUAUUGCUAGAA